ACAUUCUAAGGAAAGCAGCACACAACGCAUUAAGAAAGAAAAUAUUUUGCCAAAAUGUUAGAUUGGACUAGUAAACAUGUUGUCUAUGUGGGUGGCUUCACGGGCGUUGGUUAUCAAGUCUGUCAAAUGCUUAUGAAGAAAUCAAUUAAGUACUUGAUUGUUUGUUGUCGCUUGGAAAAUGAUGAAAUGCUUAAGAAAUUGCAGGCUAUUAACAGUGAGAUCAGGGUACGGUUUGUCCAGGUGAAUAUUGCAGAUUAUUCGAGUAUUGUUAACGCUGUACAUGAAGUUAUUAGCUGUGUGGGUAAUGUUGAUGUUUUGAUUAAUGGUGCUAGCGUUUUAGCUGAUAAGGACAUUGAUACAACGGUGGCUGUUAAUUUGACAGGUCUAAUUAAUACCACCAUAUUGUUUUUGCCACAUAUGGACAAAACUCAAUUCGGACAUGGUGGUAGAGUAGUAAACAUGUCUUCAGUCUAUGGCUUAGAACCUGGUCCAGCUUUUAGUGUUUACUCAGCUGCUAAACAUGGUGUUAUAGGUUUUACUAGAUCUAUGGCGCAUGAACACUACUAUGGCAAAACAGGCGUUGCUUUCAUUUGCAUUUGCCCCGGCCUCACCUCCUCCGAAGAAAUGAUGAAUAAACGUGAUAUGAAUUGGAUGAAAUGGAUAUCGCAUAAUGAGGAAAUUUGGAAUGUUGUUAAGGAAGCGAAAAUGAUAACGCCAGAGGAAUGUGCCGAACAUAUGAUGCACGUCAUGGAGCGUGCUGUAAAUGGUGGCAUUUAUGUUUGCAGUGUUGGUGUUAUGAAAGAAAUUCAACCUACGGUUUAUGUGGAUUAUUAAGUGCGGGAAUUUUGUGAAGUUAAAUUAAAAAAAACUUGAACAGAUUAAAGGUGUUAUUUAAAUACUAAGGCCUAAUAAACUGUUUACCGUUAAAAUGUA
Lucilia sericata (common green bottle fly) is the source of this 933-nucleotide messenger RNA. RefSeq names its product development-specific 25 kDa protein-like. Gene Ontology annotation, cellular component: cytoplasm. Gene Ontology annotation, molecular function: alcohol dehydrogenase (NAD+) activity. NCBI's taxonomy places the organism in Eukaryota, Metazoa, Arthropoda, Insecta, Diptera, Calliphoridae. The record is from RefSeq and is a predicted model, not a curated record. The transcript is spliced from 4 exons. The coding region runs from base 55 to 834 and encodes 259 amino acids.